GUCUUCUCUCAACUCUCACGACUUUGGACUGACGACGAAAUGUUGUCGAGGGUAAAACUAAGUAAAAAUGUACCAAAAGUAACAGUAAGAGGUGUAUCUACAUCACAUUUCAAACCUGCACCACCGGUACAACCUGGAAAACCAUCGAGGAAGACAUCACCUUUGGUUAGAAUAGACGGUCAAUUUAAAACGUUUAAACCUAUCACACCUAGUAUUAGACACGUCAGAUUCCCAUUAACAGAGGGUAUAUCCAACAAUGGACCGUUUAAACCUUUAACCUUGACCAAAAGAAAGAAAGGUGGACGUAACAGCACAGGUAGAGUCGUAUCCCGUCACAUUGGUGGUGGUCAUAAGCGUAGAAUUAGAACUUUAGAUUUUAUGAGAGAUCAAGGUGGAUUAUACAAAGUUGUACGUUUGGAAUAUGAUCCUAACAGAUCUGCACACAUCGCUCUCCUUCGUUCUGUUCAAGAGAGCAACCAAAGUUGGAGUUAUAUUGUCGCACCUAAGGGACUUAAAGAGGGUGAUACCGUACAAUCAUUUAGGAACCUCUCAGAUAAGGGUAUUUCUCAACUCACUGCUGCUGCAUCCCUCGGUGAUUUCUCAGGUGAUGCUUUAACACACUCAGAAGGUCAAGAGAAUGAUUCAAAUGUACAAAAACCACGUCAAGUUUCAAGUUUAGACCUUGGUUUACUCAGAAUGAUCACUGUACGACCAGGCAAUGUUCUACCAUUACGUUUGAUACCAGUUGGUACACUCAUUCAUGCUAUCAGUCUUAAACCACGUGGAAGAGGUCUUCUCUGUAGAUCAGCAGGUAGUUACGGUCAAGUUAUAGCACUCAACUCUGGUCCUGGUGAACGUUACGCUCAAAUUAGAUUACAAUCAGGUGAAGUUAGAUUAAUUUUACUUGAUUGUUGCGCAACAAUUGGUGUCGUUAGCAACGAAUCUCAUCAUCUUCGUAUGCUUGGUAAAGCAGGUAGAUCUAGAUGGUUAGGUAGAAGACCAUCAGUUAGAGGUGUUGCAAUGAACACUGUUGAUCACCCAAUGGGUGGUGGUAGAGGUAAAUCCAAAGGUGACAAAGAUCCACGUUCACCAUGGGGUCUACUCUCUAAAGGUAAAAGAACGAGAAGACCAAAAGAUAAGCAUGGUAACAAGUUUGUUAUCAGACAACGCGUUAGAGUUAGAGGAAGAAAGUAGACUGUUUUUCUAGUUUUACAUUAAAAAUUUCUUAUGCAUUCUUUUAAAC
Wallemia mellicola CBS 633.66 is the source of this 1243-nucleotide messenger RNA. Its product is annotated as ribosomal protein L2. Gene Ontology annotation, molecular function: structural constituent of ribosome; transferase activity; RNA binding. The record is from RefSeq and is a predicted model, not a curated record. The transcript has 2 exons. Lineage: Eukaryota; Fungi; Basidiomycota; Wallemiomycetes; Wallemiales; Wallemiaceae. Gene Ontology annotation, cellular component: large ribosomal subunit; ribosome. Gene Ontology annotation, biological process: cytoplasmic translation. Bases 40 to 1194 code for a protein of 384 amino acids.